This is a messenger RNA of Diutina rugosa, 1194 nucleotides long. RefSeq lists its product as uncharacterized. The transcript has a single exon. The record is from RefSeq and is a predicted model, not a curated record. The coding region runs from base 1 to 1194 and encodes 397 amino acids. NCBI's taxonomy places the organism in Eukaryota, Fungi, Ascomycota, Pichiomycetes, Serinales, Debaryomycetaceae.
AUGUUUUCCCGCGCCCAUCUCGUCGCCGUUGGUGCGCUCGCGGGACUCCCCGUGCGGGUGGUGGUGGUGGCCCUGGUGUUCUUCAGUCUCCGCUUCUCCAAGCAGCCGGCGUUGCUCCACCCGACGGUGGUCGCCCUCGUCGCCAGCCUAGCGGCGACGUUGCCGCCGCUCUGGGGGGUGCCCACUCGUGCCCGUGACGCCAAGGGCAUUGCCAUUGGUGCCGGCGCCGGCGCCGUGCUUGCUUUACUGUGUCUUCUGGCGUCUAUUAUGGCCACCGAUUCCGGCAAAUUCUAUUGGAUUGCGGUAGCGGCGGUGCUCGCCACUACCGUGGCCAACGUCAUUGUCUCUAAGGGAAGCAUGGUGGUGGCAAUGUGCUCUACUGAGCCCCUCUACGUGCUCUGGGGCCACGGCGUCAUGCUGGUGGCGGUGCCCUUAUGGCUCGUGGCUAGUGCUCACUGGGGGGAGCCGGUACUCAAUAUCAGCGCCACCCAUCCGGGGAUGGCCCUCUAUUUUGCUGGCGCCGGUGUCCUUGCACUUGCCACGGUGUACUUAUUCAUCGACCAUACCCAUACUCAGCCAGAUACCAUCGAACAAGGCCACGGCGUCGUCGUUGACAUCCCCCAAGACGUGGAACUGAAGGUGACCGAUGAUACCCCGUUAGUCGAUGUCCCUGGCGAGGAUGUGAUGACUCUCGGCAUUAUUGCUGGCACCUAUCUCGUGCUGGCGGCGUUACCGUACUUUUGCUUCACGGUGUUCCCCACUCACCCUCAGACCAACCGCAGCUGGUUCACCCCGAUCAGUUGGCUUGCCUGGGCCGUUGGUGAAGCUAGCGCCUAUGGCGGUAGCAUCUGGUGGCUGCGGCGGGUCAUCCUCACCAAGUUUGAGCAAUUGCGGUCCUACGUGUUUAUCCGUCCCAUCUUCUGGAUCUUAUUUGCUGGAUGCAACAUUAAGGACCGGGGACCGUGGUGGGGCGGCGAUGGCUUUUAUUUAGUGCUUAUGGUCGCCUACGGAUGGACCCACGGCCAGUGUGUGGCGAGUGCGGUGGCGAAACUCAGUGACCGCAGUUUCACUCCCGAUCGGCGCCAGGUAUUGGCGGUGUACUUCGAGCGGAUGGCGGUAUCGGGUCUCAUUGCCGGUUUGCUAUGUCUGCUUCUAGUGUUGUGGUACUUUGACGCUUCCAUCCAUCAACGUUAG